CAGUAGAGCUCAACCUCAGUCCUUGGAAAGCAGGAUGCUCCCUUGGGCCUCCUCUUGACUCCUCUCUUCCUCCCACCAGUGCCAUUAACAGAACAAACAAUUCAACCAAACCCAAUUCCAAGUUCUUGGCGUUCCAUGUUCGUCUCAAACAUUACACUGCACAUGAGAUGGCAGAGGAUUUGGUUCUCCAGACUUCCAACGGCUAUAUUAUUGCCUCCGGCCUCCAACGGCUAUGUUGGCCUUUGAUCCAUCUUCCACUUCCCGCGUUGAUAUCGGGGUGGGUUCGUUGAAGAAUCCCACCUAUCACACCCUUCCUUCUCCUCCCGUUUCCCGCCAAUCUCGCGGCCGAGGUGGAAAUCCGAUACAGGGCGACGCACCCCAUCAUCACAAGGUGGAAGAACCCGGCCGAUAAAAAUCCCGCCUUUCCUAUCUUUAGCCAUGCCGUGACCCGCCCCCAUCCUCUGCCGCCCCGAUUCUGCUCUGUUCCCAUCUCCAUCCAUUAUCUCACCUGGGUCUCUCUUGGAUCCCCUCUCUCUCUCUCUCAUCAUUCCCCCUGUUCCCUGGUAUAGGUCCUCCGGCGCCGCCGCCGCCGCUAGCGCCCCCCCACCCCCCGCCGAUGCCAUAGGAGACGUAGAUUGCGAUGGGCUGCGUGGCGUCGAAGAAUGCGGCCCCCGUGACACCGGUCAUCGACUCGGCCGGCGUGUCGGGAAAUCUAGACGCCUCAGGGGAGAUUCUUGGGGUGUCGUCAUCGCUGUUUAACCGCCCGAAGCUCGGGAGCUAUGAGUUCGGGGACCGCAGCGAGUCCGGGGAGUCAGGGAAGAUCAACAGCACCAGCAAUUCGAUGAGCUUUCGGCUGGGGAAUCUGCAUCGGUACAUCGAGGGAGAGCAGGUUGCUGCCGGGUGGCCUGCUUGGCUCGCUACUGUUGCUGGAGAAGCCAUUCAGGGAUGGGUGCCCCGUAAAGCUGAGUCUUUUGAGAAAUUGGAGAAGAUCGGACAAGGUACCUAUAGCAGUGUGUUCAAAGCACGUGAACUUGACACAGGAAAGAUUGUUGCCUUGAAGAAGGUCCGGUUUGAUGUUUAUGAGCCCGAGAGUGUUAGGUUUAUGGCACGCGAGAUCCAGAUCCUCCGCAGGCUGGACCACCCCAAUAUUGUCAAAUUGGAGGGACUGAUUACUUCUCGAUUGUCCUCUAGUAUAUAUCUUGUUUUCGACUAUAUGGAGCAUGAUCUUGCUGGGUUGUCAGCUUGUCCUAACAUCAAUUUUAGUGAAUCACAGAUCAAAUGCUAUAUGAAACAAUUACUAUCUGGACUUGAACAUUGCCAUGCACGUGGGAUCAUGCAUCGUGACAUCAAGUGUGCAAAUCUUCUGAUUAAUAAUGAGGGCAUCCUGAAAAUUGCCGACUUUGGUCUAGCAAACUUCUGUGAUUCUGGGAAAGAACAACCGCUUACUAGCCGUGUUGUGACCCUAUGGUAUCGCCCACCCGAACUUCUUCUGGGUUCGACAGACUAUGAAGCAUCUGUGGAUCUGUGGAGUGUUGGUUGUGUGUUUGCAGAAGUGUGUCUUGGGAAGCCUAUCUUACAAGGGAGAACUGAGGUUGAACAAAUACAUAAGAUAUUUAAGCUAUGUGGUUCUCCACCAGAUGAAUAUUGGAAGAAGUCCAAGUUGCUCCAUGCAACGCUUUUUAAACCCCAACAACCUUAUGAGAGUCGCCUUCGAGGGACACUUACCUUUUUACCAAAAAGUGCCUUUAGCUUGUUAGAAACUUUUCUGUCUAUUGAACCAUAUAAGCGUGGCACAGCCUCAACAGCUCUUGCAUCUGAGUAUUUCAAGUCAAAACCAUACGCAUGUGAUCCAUCGAGCUUGCCAAAAUACCCACCUAACAAGGAGAUUGAUGCAAAAGCCCGUGAGGACUUGCACAGGAGAAGGGUUCAACAGUAAGCCAUGUGGUAUAGAAGCCACAAGAAACUUCAAGAAUGUAUAGAACUUCACAGGAACCAGACGGGAAUAAUAGAGCCGCAUCUUGCCGAAAGGACUCAUGGAAAACAAAUGGAGGCAAUAAUAGUGGUGCCAAGAGAGAUCAAACAGUAAAAAGUAACACUAGACUAUUUGUAGAUCUGCAGCCAGUACCAGCAAUUAAUCCCCCAGAUGAGGGUCGAUAUUUAAAGGAGACCUGUCGAAAAGACAUUCCUUCCUCAGGUCCCUUGCAGGUGUCUGCUUCUAGUGGCUUUGCAUGGGCAAGAAACCAAAAGAAAACCGUUUAUAUAUCAAUUCUCAUUCUAGAUUCAGCUCAAGAAGCCACACAUCUCGUGCACUAGAUCAUUCGAAUAUCUUGCCAACAAAAAUUCCUUCCAACCUGAAGGGACAAGCUAACAGAGACACUGGACAUGCACCACAUUUGAAUUCUAACAGCUGCAAGCAACAUGAGAUUGCAAAGCAUGGGACACUCACACAAUGGUCACAACCAGAAAUUCCAGAGCAAUAUGAGAUUGCAAAGCAUGUGAUUUUGAACCAAUGGUCGCAUCCAGGAAAGCCAGACUCAUUUGAUUCCUGUGAUUCUUAUCAUUCUCGGGAUUUAUUGGAUGCACUUUACAAGAGAGAUGCAAAAUCAACUAAGCAUAGCAUCUUGGAGUACCAGGAUCGAGACAGAGUUGAGUUUUCUGGGCCUCUACUUUCUCAGACUCAUAAGAUUGACGAACUUCUAGAGAAACAUGAACGGCAGAUCCGCCAAGCUGUUCGCAGAUCAUGGUUCCAGAAAGGGAGAAAGCAAGGACGUUGAGAUCUAUGGACAUGUUAUGUUCUACUAACUGAUAUAGGUGUCCUCAGAAAUUCGAGAAGAGUACCCUAAGCUACACCAAGAACAAAAUCCAUGGCGGUGGCCUAACAAUUAAGGGUGAAGAUGAUUUCAAGUGUCAUACAUGAAUCUUUUCCAUUGGUAACCAAGUCUAAAAGUGAAAAUAUUUGAUUAUUCAUCAGUAAAUUGAGGGAUCCACUUUGAGUAACCAGCUGUUACUUACAACGCUCUUGACACUAUUGAUGUCGAAUAAGUUCACAAAGGUGCGAAAAAUGUGGAAUGAGUCUUAGUCUUUUAUUUUGCAGCUACUUGACAUUUCAGAUAUGAAAUUAUGGAGGG
Molecule: messenger RNA, 3128 nt
Organism: Phoenix dactylifera (date palm)
Lineage: Eukaryota; Viridiplantae; Streptophyta; Magnoliopsida; Arecales; Arecaceae
Source: RefSeq, a predicted model, not a curated record